This is a messenger RNA of Mercurialis annua (annual mercury), 2008 nucleotides long. Its product is annotated as mitochondrial-processing peptidase subunit alpha-like. Gene Ontology annotation, cellular component: mitochondrion. Gene Ontology annotation, molecular function: metalloendopeptidase activity; metal ion binding. Gene Ontology annotation, biological process: proteolysis. NCBI's taxonomy places the organism in Eukaryota, Viridiplantae, Streptophyta, Magnoliopsida, Malpighiales, Euphorbiaceae. The transcript is spliced from 13 exons. Bases 120 to 1646 code for a protein of 508 amino acids. The record is from RefSeq and is a predicted model, not a curated record.
ACCCAAAAUCAUAGCCCCGACCAAUCGUAAUUACGCAAUUAGAGAGAGCGAAGAACAGAAAAACUCAACGAGAAGUGCUUAAUCGAGUGGCUUGGAGAUUGAAAAAUCGAUCAAUCAUAAUGUACAGAGCUGCAUCUUCACGCCUUACGUCUCUCAAGGGUCGCACAAUCAGUAGCUCACCUAAGAGAUUUGCAAGUGCUUCUGCUGUUGGUGCUGUACAGUCAUCCUCGUCAGGUGGAAUCUUCGGCUGGUUGUUUGGUGAUAAGUCUAAGACUUUGCCUCUAGAAUUCCCACUUCCAGGGGUUGAACUCCCUUCCACAUUGCCUGAUUAUGUUGCACCUGGAGAAACUAAGAUUACAACUCUCUCAAAUGGCAUAAAAAUUGCAUCCGAAACGUCAGCGAAUCCUGCAGCAUCAAUAGGGCUUUAUGUUAACUCUGGUUCAAUCUACGAGUCUCCCGCCUCAUUUGGGGCCACACAUCUACUAGAGAGAAUGGCAUUUAAAAGCACAAGAAACCGUAGCCACUUGCGUAUUGUGCGUGAAGUUGAGGCAAUUGGCGGAAUUGUGCAAGCCUCAGCAUCACGGGAGCAGAUGGGGUACACCUUUGAUGCUCUGAAGACGUAUGUUCCUGAGAUGGUGGAGUUACUUGUUGAUUCUGUGAGGAAUCCUGUCUUUCUUGAUUGGGAAGUCAAUGAACAACUUCAAAAGGUCAAAGAAGAUAUUGCUGAAGCUUCCAAAAACCCUCAAGGCUUGCUUUUGGAAGCAAUUCACUCUGCUGGUUUUUCUGGUCCUUUGGCAAAUCCUCUUUUGGCACCUGAAUCUGCAGUAAAUAGAUUGAAUAGUACGAUCUUGGAGGAAUUUUUAGCUGAAAAUUUCACUGCUCCUCGAAUGGUGCUUGCGGCUUCUGGUGUUGAACAUGAGGAAUUGGUAUCAAUUGCAGAGCCGCUUUUGUCCGACGUAGCCAAAGCUAGUGGAACUUCAGUACCAAAAUCCGACUACACAGGAGGUGAUUAUCGUUGUCAAGCUGAUUCAGGGGACAACAGAACCCAUUUUGCUCUCGCAUUUGAAUUUCCCAAGGGCUGGUCUGAUGAAAAGAGUGCCAUGAUCUUGACUGUUCUUCAGAUGCUAAUGGGUGGAGGUGGAGCAUUCUCAGCUGGUGGUCCUGGAAAGGGAAUGUACUCAAGGCUAUAUCUACGGGUUUUGCAUGACUAUCCACAAAUUGAAUCAUUCACAGCAUUCAGCAACAUUUACCAUCACACUGGCAUAUUUGGCAUCCAAGCUACCACUAGCUCUAAUUUUGCACCAAAAGCCAUAGAUUUAGCAGUCAAUGAGCUCAUUGCUGUGGCUUCACCAGGCCAAGUUGAUCAGAUGCAGCUAGAUCGUGCGAAACAGUCAACAAAGUCUGCUAUGUUGAUGAAUUUGGAAUCCAGGAUGAUCGCUUCAGAGGACAUUGGUCGACAAAUUUUGACGUAUGGUAACAGGAAACCCUUGGAAGAUUUCCUGAAGAUUGUAGAUUCAGUUACACUGCAAGAUAUUACUCAAACAGCACAAAAGCUGCUUUCUUCUCCUCUCACAAUGGCAUCAUAUGGAGACGUUAUCAGCAUGCCAACCUAUGACUCGGUUAGCAGGAAGUUCAAAUCGAAAUGAGCUAGUCUUUAAUCUAAUUUUUUUGGGUGUGAAACCGGAAGGACUUUCACUAGCUGUCUAUACCGAUGUGCAUCAUCAAAACUUGAAGCUUUCUUAUAGCCGAUUUCCAUUCAAAUAAGGAAAUUUCAGACAUCCCCAAUAUUAGUAAUAAAUUAGCAUUCUUGGCAAGCAGCAUAUUGUUUAUGCAUGUAAUAUUUUGGUGGCAGUUUUCUUUUGUUGGCCGUGCAAUUUAGCUCCAUAUUUGACAGUGUAUGGUUUGUUAUUCAAAAGAUAACAAUAAUGAUUUUUUAAAAAUACAGUGGAAGAAUAGUAAUUUUGACUUAAUCUUAAGGGGAGAGAGUUAUUAUUCUCAUCUUUUAUUA